This is a messenger RNA of Orcinus orca (killer whale), 1295 nucleotides long. It is a transcript of the gene FAM240B, whose product is annotated as family with sequence similarity 240 member B. NCBI's taxonomy places the organism in Eukaryota, Metazoa, Chordata, Mammalia, Artiodactyla, Delphinidae. The transcript has 6 exons. The coding region runs from base 339 to 587 and encodes 82 amino acids. The record is from RefSeq and is a predicted model, not a curated record.
CCAACGGCCGUCCGGCGCGGGAGCGGGCUGUCAUGGCGGCCUCUCGAGUCAAUUAUAGGAAUCCUGAGGUCGAGCUGCAAACCCAUCAGAGGGAACCAUGUGAUCAUUGUAGCCACCAGCUGACCCUACAGCCUCCCUUGGACCCACCCAAGAAUUUCUGAGCCUUCCUUCUGAGGGAAUUGAUCUGUGUGUAGCUGUAUAUUCAGUGCAUCCAUGGAAGGAGGGAAAUUCAGGAGUUUCUUCUGUGUCCAUCUUGAGAUGAGAAAACAGACCUGGUUCAAGUAACUUGCCCAUGUGGAACGUAGAGGUCUCCUAACUCCUAGUUCACGGCUGUUUCCAUGACUCAGAGGAUGAACAAUCAAUACAUACGUCGAGAAGUCUUCUGCUGUGAAACUUGUCAUGAGCUCAAAAGCUUCUGGGAGAAAGAAAUUAGCAAACAGACUGGUUACCGGGAACUGGAGGAAGAUCGUCAGGGAAGAAGUGCCCUGAGAAAGCUCAGAGAAGAAUGGAAGCAGAGACUGGAGAAAAGGCUGGGGAUGUUGGACAAUCCUGAUGGGAAGGAAAAGCAGGCAAACACUGUGGGCUGAGAGCUUCCUGCCUCAUCCACUUCAAAGAUCCUGCCUCAUCCACUUCAAAAGCCACCAAGAGCACUUUUCUAAGAGAAAAAACUAGCACCCAAAUUAUGUAGACUUACUAAGCAGGACACUCUCUAUUUGCUCUCGCAUUUGUGAGGGGAUUUACAUGUGAAACCUCCCCCAGUGCUAAUGAGAGUCUUUAUCCAACUCAAUCCUCCCUGCCACAGAGGACAGGAUGACCUCCAAAGGGAUAAGAAGCUCGGGUUAUCUAAUAUAAAAAUCUCUUUGAGUUAACAUGUAAUGUAAUUUAUUUCCACAUUUUCUUCUCAUGUAAAAAAUCUUGUUAUUUUAUCCAAGCUUACCAGGGGCAAUGACCUUGUUGGGAAACUGGCUUACCUAGGUCUUCUGGAAAAACAUAGUCAUACAAUCUGUUUUCCUGUUCUCCCUUUUUUGUGAAGGCAGAAAUGCUACUGCUUACAGAAAGAAAGCUGUUAUUAUGAAAAGAAUAAUUUUUUAGCAUUAUGGUUUGAAAAUGAACUGAACUAAAUUAUUUUCUCUUCAUAUAAAUUGGGUUUUUUUAAAAUAAACAUUUAAUUAGAAACAUGCAGUGAAAGCAAAAUAAUGCUUAAUAAACUUGGUUGUCGUGCCCUCCCUGGUGUGUGCCCUGUGUUAACCCCUCACGCCUGUCGUGGUUAGUUCUCUGCUGCUAUAGCAAGUGUC